Messenger RNA from Aspergillus vadensis CBS 113365, 965 nucleotides. RefSeq lists its product as uncharacterized. The record is from RefSeq and is a predicted model, not a curated record. The coding region runs from base 348 to 965 and encodes 205 amino acids. The transcript has 4 exons. NCBI's taxonomy places the organism in Eukaryota, Fungi, Ascomycota, Eurotiomycetes, Eurotiales, Aspergillaceae.
UCCAGUCCCUUUCGAGGAAUAGAGAAAAAUGUAAGAUGGAAAAGCUGACAGGCCUGUACCUGUCGAAUUUCCGUAUUGUCUGCGCUUGGCGUUUCUUGUUCUGAUAUUUCCUACUUUUUUUACUUUUUCCUCUUUUUUUUUCUGGGUCUCGGCGAUAGGCGCCGGAUCAGUCACGUGGGGACUGAUAGCGGUCCAACUGAUGAAGGGGCAAUGGAAGUCUCAGCCACAGGGAAAUGAGGUUUUGAUAGUCGACCCCAAUAAAAUGACCCUAAAUCAACCUGAAAAUAUGACAAUUACCAUUGAAAUUCCUGUUGUCCUCAAUUGAGCGAGACACCGAGGAUGAUAAGAUGGUCGCACGUCAAGGCGGUGAGACUCCACGGGGCGCGGCAGCAAUACAGCCGGCAGAACGCGAUACAGGCGGUAUACGGGAAGAGGAGCAGCGAAAGGGAAGCGGCCGGCCAGUCAGUGAAUCAAUCUCCAUCAUUGCUGCUGCUGCUGCUGCUUUGCUGCUCUGCUGCUGCUCUGACUCUUUUCUCCACACUACUCGCUCGCUUUCUGCUGGUUUCAACAAUUUCCUCAUCCAACCGUCUACCCUCCUCUUCCAUGCCGCCCAUCCUCCCGCUACGCUGCACUGUCGUCUUGCCCGCUUCGUGAGCGUUGACUUUCACCACCCCCUCCUCCGUACAAUACUUCUUCUCGACAAGAGUUUGCUGCACUUCAUACUACAUAUUGGGAACCGGACUCGGUCGCGGCAGCUGCGUCUUACGAGUUUCGCUGCUGGCGCAUUACUGAACGGUAUGUUCUUCGAGGCUUUUCUUAUGGAUACUUGGUUGGUGCCAGAUACUCGCAAUGUUGUCAUGGCUCUGGGACCUCGAGACAGCGCCCUGAGCGUUGCAGUUGGGUCGGCGCAGUUCCCAGAGCCCAAACCGGGAGCGAAAGUCACUUUCGCUCCGUCUGGGGUGUGA